This is a messenger RNA of Gordionus sp. m RMFG-2023, 1641 nucleotides long. RefSeq lists its product as uncharacterized. The record is from RefSeq and is a predicted model, not a curated record. Gene Ontology annotation, molecular function: protein binding. Bases 97 to 1641 code for a protein of 514 amino acids. Gene Ontology annotation, cellular component: cytosol. Lineage: Eukaryota; Metazoa; Nematomorpha; Gordioida; Chordodea; Parachordodidae. The transcript is spliced from 8 exons. Gene Ontology annotation, biological process: neurogenesis.
GUACAAUUUAAAAUUUAAGAAGACUAAUUUUUUGCCAUUUACCAUUAUCGAACCCUUAAUUUUCGUUUCAAAAUCACAAUCGACUUGAGGAACAUAAUGGAAAAUUUUAGAGAAUUGAGCAUUCACACGAAAACUGGUGAAAGUUUAUAUAAUAAUUCGUACAUGUCAGAUAUUAAAUUCCAGGUGGGAGAGGACAUAAUGUACGCUCAUAAAAAUUUUCUAUCAUGUAAAAGUGAAAUCUUUUAUACCAUGUUUUAUGGUAACGCGAAGUUCGAGGAUAGUUGCGUACGCGUUGAGGAUCUGUCAAAGAAGGCUUUUGAAAUCAUAUUGAAGAAUAUAUACACUGGUGAAAUUGAUUUUAAAGGUAUGGACAGCAAAUUACUUUUAGAGAUUUUAUAUGGAGCAGAAAAAUAUAUGCUGAAGGAUUUAAUCUCAAAAUGUGCAGAAGAAAUUAAUAUUAGUAACGAGAACGCCGUUCCUUUUCCUAUUUCCCGUGAUGAUGUAACUCAGCCUCAGAUUAUCGAAACUGAUGAUAGUUUUAGGGCUUUAAAAUCAUAUUUGGCGUCAUCGAUUCAUUCAGAAAUGGAUAUCGAAGAUUAUUUAGUGAAAAUAACGGAAAAUUUUAAAUCAUUUAAAGAUCGCGCGAAAAUAAAUGAAAGAUUGUUCAAAAAUUCUUACAUGUCCGAUGUCAGUUUCGAGGUGAAAGGGGAAAUAAUAUACGCCCAUAAACCUAUUCUAUCAUGUCAAAGUGAAAUGUUUUAUACCAUGUUCUAUGGGAGUGUGAAAUUGGAAAAUAAUUGCAUAAGCAUUAGAGAUCUUAGUGUAAAAGCUUUCGAAGUUAUCUUAAAGAAUAUAUACACAGACAAAGUCGAUUUUAGGGAAAUGAGAGCUGAUGAAAUUUUAGAAAUUUUAUAUGGAGCUAAAAAAUAUUUAUUGGAGGACUUAAUUUCAAAAUGUGUGGAAGAAGUAAAUAAGAAAACAGAAUAUUAUGAUAGGGCUUUUACACUAUACCUAGCAUCGCAAAUUCAUCCAGAAAUUGAUAUUAAUAAUUGUUUUCAUCAAAUUAUUUUCGCCUUUCUGGUAGAAUGGGCCAAAAAUGAAAUCGCCAAAGAUUUAAUUUCUAACGAUUCAAACAAUAUAAUAUCUAAAUUAUCGGAAAACAAAUUCGAUCCGAUUUCUUAUAUAAGAGAAUUCAAUAUCUUAGACAUAAAAGAAUUAGUACAACGUCAUCAUUUGUUAAAUGACACCGAAAUAUGUGACAUUUCUAUAAAAAAAUUUAAUUAUACCGAAAAUUAUUUUAGUUCUGAAAAAUUGUCUACAGAAAGUGAAGUUUGUAUAAUUAAUUUUAGAAUCCCAAAUAUGGUACCAUAUAUAACUGGAAUAGAUUUGAUUUUAGAUUUUAAUGGCAUACUAACUAUUACAGUGAAAUUAUACGGGAGGGCCACCAUUUAUAAAUAUGAAAAAAAGAUUUAUAGACAUUUUGAGUUAAUUCCCGGAGGAAUUGGCAUUUAUCGACCAUAUCUUUACAUCCUCGAAUUAAAUGACGAAAAUUCUUCUAAAAUUGAAUUAAAGUGGAAAAAAAAUGACUUACUUAUGACUUCUUCGAAAGAUUGUAAAAUUUCUAAUGUAUUAUACACGUAA